AUGGCAACGCUCGCCGAGAAGAGGCAAUUCUUUCUGGACAGCGGGGUCAAGACCCUGACCCAACUGCUCUCUGAACAAGACACCCGACCAGGAUGGGAAAACGGCGCCAUCCGGCCCGAAGAGCUGCACUACAGCAAGGACGAGGUCAUCGCUCAGGGGCACCACGGCACCGUCUACAAGGGAAUGUGCCGAGGGUCGCAGGUGGCCAUCAAAGUGCUGGGCAACCGAAAUGGAAUGGACGAGAGCCAGAUCGAGUCUCUGCAGCGCGAAGCCGACAUCAUGCGAGCGCUGAGGCACCCCAGCAUUCUGCUGCUGAUGGGCGUGUGCUCGGAGAAGAGUAAAUUGGCGAUCGUCACCGAAUUCGUGGCCGGGCGCGACCUGAACGCGAUAAUCCACGACCCCGCGGUCGAGAUGAGCAUCCGCCAGAAGCUCAACAUCGCCAAGGGCAUCGCCCAAGGCAUGAACUGGUUGCACUGCUUGCAGCCGGACCCGAUCAUACACCGCGACCUCAAGCCGGCCAACGUCCUGGUGACGCCCGAGGGCAACGUGAAGGUCUGCGACUUCGGUCUGUCGUGCGUCAAGGAGACCUACGACCCCGACGCGCCGCCCAAGGACACUGUCACCGGCACCGCCAUCUAUCUCGCCCCGGAAGUGCUCGAGGGUAUGCCGGCGAGCGAGAAGUCGGACAUCUACGCCUACGCCGUACUUUUGUCGGAGCUGUUCACGCGCGUGAAGCCCUUCAAGGAAAUCGACAGCAUCAAGAAGCUGCAUCACGCGGUUGUGGACGGGAAGCAGAGGCCGGCGCUCAUUGACGCUGUGCCGGAGGCGGUGGCGGAGCUACUGCGCGAGUGCUGGCAUCACGACCGCGACGCGCGGCCGUGCUUUGCGGAGGUGCUGAUGCGCCUCGACGGCGUCGUGGUGGACCUGUCCCUGUCACACUCCUCGGCUCGCACCUUUUGGCGGGAGCUGCGACCCAAGCACUACCCGUGGGCUGUGACCUGGGACCGGUUCCUGGAGGCGUUCCACCGCUACGCCAAGCCCAAGCUUCCCCUCAAGCUCUACGCCCAGACGCCCGAAGCCAAAUGCGCCCAGCUCCUCCUCGCUGUGCAAAACGAAGACAUGACGAGGAGCCGGGACAGACAGGAGUGGACCGUGUUGCUCGAGAGCUUCGGCCGAUUCACGCACCUCUUCGGCCCCUUUCGGCCUAUCAUCCUCACAAAGUUCUCUGAGCUUUGCAAGACAGGGUGCUUCCACGGCACGAUAGAAGCAAAGGAAGCCGAGCGACGGCUGGCCUCCAAGAAAAAGGGAUUCAUUCUGCGGCUGUCCGCGAAGGACCCUUCCUGUGUCACCAUCAGUCGCGAGGACAAGGGCAAGGCGCGACACUUGCGAGUGCUGCGCACCGAGAGCGGAUUCAACGUACAGGUGGGCAAGGACGUCCACUGCUUCCCCGACCUCCUCGCCUUUCUUGACUCGCCACAAGCCACCAAGUCCGGCAAGAGUGGGCUGGGCUUGCAGAAGGUGUGCUCAAAGGACUCGGAGUACGCAGCGGUGCACGAGCGCAGCAGGGGCGGACACUGA
Acanthamoeba castellanii str. Neff is the source of this 1578-nucleotide messenger RNA. RefSeq names its product protein kinase domain containing protein. Gene Ontology annotation, molecular function: ATP binding; protein kinase activity. The coding region runs from base 1 to 1578 and encodes 525 amino acids. Gene Ontology annotation, biological process: protein phosphorylation. The record is from RefSeq and is a predicted model, not a curated record. Lineage: Eukaryota; Discosea; Longamoebia; Acanthamoebidae. The transcript is spliced from 15 exons.